GUGACCAGGUCACCGGACGGCAGCGGGGCUUUGGGCUGAAGGGACGGCGAAGGGAAGGAGCAGGUCGAGGGCUUCGGGUAGUUACCCCGGCGGCGGGGAUGGAGCGGGCGGCCGGAGUUGGGGAUGGAGACGUCAGGAUCACCGUCGACCUGCUCAAAUCAAUCACUGGGGAGUUCGACCUGGAGUCGAUUUUGUCCUUAAAGCUGACGAAAAUGGGCAUCUGCAGUCUUGGAUGCAUUGGAGACUGUGUAAACCUGGAGAGGCUGGACUUGUCGAGAAACGACAUCUCAAACCUUAAGCCCUUGGCAUCACUCAAACUUCUAACUGUGCUCAACUUGUCUGCUAAUAGAAUCUCCAAUCUCGAUCCUCUGCAAUCCUGUGAAAAUCUGCAGAGCAUCAAUUUGGCAGGAAACCUAAUCAGCAGUGUUGAUGCACUUCGUUCAUUAACUGAGCUGAAGAAACUGGAUACGAUUCGAUUGAAAGAUACAGUUUGCAGCUUUAGUAAUCCAGUGUGUAUGAAUACAUCAUAUCUGAGCACAAUGUUGGACAUGUUCCCAAACAUGAAGGUAUUAGAUGGAGAGAGGGUGUCGGGUAGGGGCAGUGAUUUGUACCGACUCUGUAAAGACAUUGACGCUUCUUUGAAAGAAAUUGACAGCAGUGCUCCUGUUCGUGGACCACUUGGUCCUAAAAAAUGGGUUGAGGAUAGUUACUGGGAACUUCAGCCAAUGCAGCAAACUCAAACUGAUGAAGCUAUGGAACAGUUUUAUGAACUAUUGAAUGAAUGCAGAAAGCUCAACAGCAAGGCUGCUGAUGUCAUUACAAAAACCAAAAGGACACUAAGGGCUAUGAACUAAGUCAAACACCUCUGACAAUAGUCGCAGUUACCUCCAGAAACUUGAGCAAUACUGAAACAGAAGCCACUGAUUAAUACUGACACCUCAGCUAAAUCUUUGUUUAUAAUGAACUUGUUACUAAAACCAAAGAAAGGGCCGGAUCCUUCUAUUGCAGGUUGUUUUCUGUAUGCUUCUCUGCAGGUUGAAUAUUUGCCACACAAAGUCGCGAAAAAGCAAAACCUUGUAAACAAUGAAAAUGUUUAAUGUGCUGAAUUGAAUUGGGUUUUACCACCUCACUUCCAGCAGACAUAUUUGCCUGUUGGUCAAUUUUUAUGCCUUCUAAACCCUUGCACUGUUAAAUGUGCCUUUUUGAAAGCACUGACUACUGUAAUACGCUAAACAUCUAUUAGUAAAGUUUGAUAAUUCAACUGAAAUGAACUAUUUAUUCAUACAUAUUGGUGACUAAGUGAACAGUGAUUCAUAGCUGUUGUCUCUGGUGGUGCAUUGAAAAAUAUUGAACCCAUGAUGAGCAAUAUAUUCAUAAUAAGAUGCAAUCCUAAGCCAUUGAAAUACUUCCUGAAGAGUGCUGCAGAAAUCAAAUUCCACUAGCUAUGCAAAAGCAAACCAUGGCAUGCUAGAAAGGUGAAAUCAAGAUACACAUUCUGGAUAUAGUCAGCAGAGUAGUAUUAGUAGAGAGGCAAACAGUUAUCAGCUUGGGCUGAUAACCUUUCAUUAGAACCACUGUUAUUAAUGUUUAAAAAGCAGAUGUAAGGCAGUUAUUUUGGUGGUUCAACUUGUGUCCUAAGUCACAAAGCUCUGAUAGCUUCCAACCAUCAUGUUAUUCCCCAGGGCAAUAUAUAUUGUCUUCUGAGUCUUUUCAACUUUCAAAUUGUGAUCCUUGAUCACUCUCGGUCAAGCCACAAUUUGCUUAACUGCUGAGUGUGGUGAAACUUGCUAAGCUUUUGACAGGGUACCUGAGGAAAAAGGUAAAUGGCACAGCUUGUCUUUUGGUGUUAAUCACACGCCUCUAUCACAUGAUCCAGCCUUUGAAAGCAGCAGAGGUUUGUGUCUUACCAAAUGUUUUGGCAAGCAAUUAGAAAGUCAAGCAAUAUGUUGGUCUUAAGAGCAAGAGAAUUUGAACUCGGCAAUAAAGAUCAUCCAGCAAAGAAACGGCCUGUCAUCCCACUUUGUCCGUGGUGACCAUGAUACCUAUCUCUGCUAAUCAAAUUUGCCAGUGCCUUUCAUAUCCAAGUACCUGUCCAAAUAGCUUUUAAAUGUUGUAAUUAUAUCUGCCUCUACCACCUCCUCUGGCAGUUUGUUCCAGAUAACCACCACCCUCUGUGUGGAAAAACUUACCCCUCAGAUCUCCUUUUAAAUUUCACCCCCCUUACCUUAAA
This is a messenger RNA of Pristis pectinata (smalltooth sawfish), 2230 nucleotides long. It is a transcript of the gene lrrc61, whose product is annotated as leucine rich repeat containing 61. The record is from RefSeq and is a predicted model, not a curated record. Gene Ontology annotation, molecular function: protein binding. NCBI's taxonomy places the organism in Eukaryota, Metazoa, Chordata, Chondrichthyes, Rhinopristiformes, Pristidae. Gene Ontology annotation, cellular component: cytoplasm. The coding region runs from base 99 to 854 and encodes 251 amino acids. The transcript has 9 exons. Gene Ontology annotation, biological process: outer dynein arm assembly.